AUAGUUUUAAAUAUAUAGGAGAUACAGCUACUUGACACCACUCUACAAAUCAAUGUACAAACUUGACUCCCAAAUCCAAUUCAACAUUUCUCAAAUCAUAGUAAACUUCCUAUUCUCAAAAAGUAUAUCCAAAUCCAAAGUUCAUAUGUGUUUUUUUUCAUUACGUAUGUAAAAGGAUUUAAAAAGUUUCCUUACGUUUUCACUUUACAAAAAAAAGAAAAAAACUGUGUAAUUGUCUACGUGUUUGAUUUUAAGUCAAAAAAAAACUUGACCAAAUUGAAAAAAAAUGAAGUCAAGUGAAAUUUUAAUCAUGUAUUUUAUAGAGAAAAACAAAAUGGUUUUAUGAUUUUUUGUUUUGUUCUUUUGAAAGAGAAAUUGGAAGGUACAUGUAUGAAAAAAGUUACUAUAGAGAAAAGAGUUACUAUAGAGAAAAGAGUUACUAUAGAGAAAAAAAGUACUAUAGAGAAAAAAGUUACUAUAGAGAAAAAAAGUGACUAUAGAAAAAAAGUGACUAUAGAGAAAAAGUGACUAUAGAGAAAAAAGACACUACUAUAGAGAAAAAGUGACUAUAGAGAAAAAAGACACUACUAUAGAAAAAAAAGAUACUACAAUAGAAAACAAAAAAAGGGAUUCAUACAAACUGAUAGAUUUGUGAAAAAAAAGAAAAGAAAAAGAUAUAUGUAGAUUUGAUUGAUUGAAAAUGAUAUGUAAAGAGGAUCCACACUGGUUACACAAGAAUGAAAACGAUCAGGGAAAAGAUACUAUUAACCAAACCCAUAAAAGUACAUCUAAUGUCCAAACCAAAAAACACACACACAAAAAGCUUAAUGAUGAUUUCAGUCUUGAUGAAAUCUUGGAAUUUGAAGAUCAUGAUUGCUUAGUAGGUGUCAUAGGAGGUUGAUAAUAUCUUCUAGAACUAGGAGGCAUAGUAGCCCUAAGUUCAGCCAAACUAGG
Messenger RNA from Melampsora larici-populina 98AG31, 954 nucleotides. RefSeq lists its product as uncharacterized. The transcript has a single exon. Bases 701 to 901 code for a protein of 66 amino acids. The record is from RefSeq and is a predicted model, not a curated record. NCBI's taxonomy places the organism in Eukaryota, Fungi, Basidiomycota, Pucciniomycetes, Pucciniales, Melampsoraceae.